Molecule: messenger RNA, 1032 nt
Organism: Chanos chanos (milkfish)
Lineage: Eukaryota; Metazoa; Chordata; Actinopteri; Gonorynchiformes; Chanidae
Exons: 3
Coding region: 100-1032 (310 amino acids)
Cellular component (GO): extracellular region
Molecular function (GO): growth factor activity; cytokine activity
Source: RefSeq, a predicted model, not a curated record
GCAGCUCUAACGCUCAGUAAAAUCAGAGCCUUACAGCUGGUUGAAGAUUGGAAAGAGGAAAGCUUGGAGGACAAAGCUCUAAACAAAGCCAUCCUGGAGAUGUUACACAUCAACAAGCUUUCGGUACCACAGCAAGCGAAGCCACAUCCUUACAUGAAGCAGGUUUACCAGCUUCUGGACAACCAGCAGAAUCAAGACCUGAGCUGGGUAGAUGGAACCCUGGUCCAGAGCUUUCGGAGCACCCAAGACUCACGGUAUGGAUUGCCCAGCUGGAUAUGGUUCAACAUUUCUCAGCUGAAACCCUCUAUGACUGUGGCAGAGCUGGUCCUCCUGAGAAAGACCCUCCAUCCAGAACCUCUCAGCAUUUCCGUUUCCGUGUACAGUAUCUCACCCAGAACAGGCAACUUGUCAAUGAGUGGCCCCCUUGUAGAGCAGCUGCUGGCCCUGGAUCAGCUCCCUCCAUCGGGCUACGACGUCUUUGACGUAUCAGCAGCCCUGACCCAUUACCAGCCCAGGCCAGAGGUGCUAGGCUUCCAGCUACAUUAUGGGGAUGAGUCCGGUAGCCUCGUGCUCCAUGAAGCCCUAACACAGAGCUUCUACUGCCUGAACACCAGUUCCAUCAGCCAACCGCUUCUGGUGGCCUACCGGGCCAAGCCAAAGGGGUUACAUCAACAGGAUCAGCGGGCCAUAGCACAGAGCUCUGAACGAAAGCAGAGGCUUUACUGUAGGUCUGGGUACAGAAAUCAACCUUACCAGAGAUCGAUGAAACAGAGCAAUGCAAACUCUACCUGUAGACUCCACAGUCAUUACGUGGAUGUUCGCAAGAGUGGACUGGGCCAAUGGAUUCUACAGCCCUCUGUGUUCAGCAUCAGUUACUGCAGUUCGAUCUGCACCGCACAGAAGUUAUCCACCCUCACUGUGAUGUAUCGACACGGCACAAAUGACUUCAUACAGAAGCUUAAAGAUUUCAGAGCGGAGAGCUGCGUAUGUCAAGCAGGGAAAGAGCGGAAGAAGCAGCAAAAACAUAAUUAG